Coregonus clupeaformis (lake whitefish) is the source of this 2860-nucleotide messenger RNA. RefSeq names its product LHFPL tetraspan subfamily member 2a protein. The record is from RefSeq and is a predicted model, not a curated record. Gene Ontology annotation, cellular component: membrane. The transcript has 4 exons. Lineage: Eukaryota; Metazoa; Chordata; Actinopteri; Salmoniformes; Salmonidae. The coding region runs from base 840 to 1637 and encodes 265 amino acids.
AGAAAACCGCUCGCGCCUCACUCAUCCGUGGUCAAAGAGAGAAAGCGUGGGGAAGAAAUACACUUAGACCAAGGAAUCGUGUGGGUAGAGGCAGCACACUGCAUUAUCCACAAAGGAACUUGUAACGCAAAGAUAGCGCUUUUCAAACAAUUAUUUCCGCCAGUUUGAUUUUUUAUUGAAAAGCGCCCAUAUUCAUCGCUGGACGUUUUGCAAAACUUGGAAAACCUACCCGUUCUGAAGAGAAGACUAUUGCAUAACGAGGUCUGAAGUGAACCUGUCUCUGACUUGUCCUCAAGACUCCACACAAAAGGUGUGUAGUUGGUGAGAAGCCAGCUGGCUGGCCCUGGAGACACUACUUCACUACGAUGUAGAGUCCAGAAGAGAGGCAACGAGAGAGAAAGACGAAAGCGAGUGUGUAUGAAAAACAGACACUCCAGCUGCAAUACUCUAGCACACUACGCACAAGACGGGAUAUAGAGAGAGAGUAACUGAAAGCGGGUGAGUAAGACAGUGGCAAGGACGGAAAGUAAUAUCGGAUGACAGAGCAGAAAGAAGGAACAGGAACAACAGCAGUGCCAGAACGACACCAGGAGGAGAUAAGAACAGAGAAAGAGAGGGAUACUGUGAAUCAUUGACCUCAGGCCCUGCCUCCAAACCAGCCUCUCCCGCCCUCCUCCCUCCUCCUUCCUCCUUUCCCUGCGCUGGAACUGUUCACUCUCUCCCACACCUUUGUCACAACAGGACCACAUCCUUUGCUCUCUCCCUCUAUCCUUUUCCCUCUUCCUGAAGACCCUGAGGACCUGAACCUUCACCUUUGACCCCACCUGUGUGACCCCUGGAUGACAUUCCACCGCUCCUGGUAUCAACCCCAUCGAACUCAACUGAACAUAAUUGUUCCUUCAGAGAGGAACAGACAACACCAGGAACACUUCAGAACCACUGCAAACGUCAUCAUCACCAUGUGUCACGUGAUCGUAACCUGUCGCUCCAUGCUGUGGACUCUACUCAGCAUCGUGGCCGCCUUCGGCGAGCUCAUCGCCUUUAUGAGCACCGAUUGGCUGGUGGGCUUCCCCCGGACACCGGACGCCGUCUUUGGCCCUCACGGUGCCACUGCAGCCGGCGAGGCCUACCGGCCCACCCUGGGCAUCUACGGCCGCUGCAUCAAGCUGCCCCACCUGCAGCGCGGCGUGCUGUGCGGGCCGUACGCCGUGCACUUUGGGGAGAUUGCCAGCGGGUUCUGGCAGGCGGCGUCCAUCUUUCUGGCUGCGGGGAUCCUGCUGCUGUGUGCCGUGGCCUUCAUCUCCGUCUUCACCAUGUGCUUCCAGAGCAUCAUGAAGAAGAGCAUCUUCAACGUGUGUGGACUGCUGCAGGCCAUCGCAGGUCUGUUUCUGAUCCUGGGUCUGAUGCUAUACCCUGCAGGCUGGGGUUCAGACAAGGUGCAGCUGUACUGUGGUCAGGACGCGGCUCCCUACCGGUCGGGGCUGUGCACCAUGGGCUGGGCCUUCUACACAGCCAUGGGGGGCACCGUGCUCACCUUCGUCUGCGCUGUGUUCUCCGCCCAGGCCGAGAUCGCCACGUCCUCAGACAAGGUGCAGGAGGAGAUCGAGGAGGGCAAGAGCCUUAUCUGCCUGCUCUGAGACUGACCAGGAGGAGAGGGGGAGGAGAAGAAGAAGAGGAAUGUCAAGUCCGACCCCCCUCUUCUCCCCUCUGUCAAUCUAACGGAGCCCCCCCCCCAUAUUGUUUACCACUAAGACUGACUCUCUGACCUUUGACCCUGUAUUGUUGUUAUUGUUGAUUUGGGAGAAAUCUACAGUGCCAAGCUUUUCACAAAUGUGUUUCAGUGUAUUUCCUCUCUCCGCCACCAGAGGUGCUGUCUGUCUGUGUUCUGUGUGUUAUUAUUUUUAAUGUGUGCCAGUACCAGCUACCCUGACACCAGUAUGUUUGUAUUGUAAAUAAACUGUACAUAGUGAUGAUGAUGAUGAUGAUGAUGAUGAUCUGAGAAUGGUGGUCCUCUCAGCUCUGUCCAGGCUGUGUUUUAAAUGAUGUCACUCUUGCCUUGAAUCCUGGUGUGAUGAUGUCACCACCUAAAGACCAGCCUACCUGGUGCUAGUCUUCUGUUAUAACUUAAAACGCCAGGUAGAAGUUGCCCCUGACCACAGAUCUAGGAUAAGAUUUCCCAACCCCAAAUCAUAACCUGAACCUAAUGGGGAGGAUCAAAUAAUAUCUGACCCUGGACCAGCGGUUAGAGGUAACUUCUACCAGCGCCAACUUAAGCCAGGUGUGAGUAACUUUACAAGGGAACCACUACUCGGUCAAGUAAACUACUCGCAGACAUGGCCUUAGUUUAGCAUGGAAUCAGGAUGUCCUUAAAGCUUUCAGAAUGUACUGUCAAUUGAAAUGACCAAUGUAUGUCUUCUUGGACCCAUGAAAUGUAUUGAUGUGACACCUACACCAGCCAUGGUUCACACGGACUGCAUGAGCUUGCUAAGAGAGAGCUGUGGUGUGUGUGUUUGUUAUUGUGUGUGAGAGACUGUGCUUGGUUUGUUUUUCAAAUAUUGAGGUGAUUUUGCCUGGACCCCCACCUCUGAUGACCGUAGCCUGGUCUCGUUGAGGUCCUCCUCAGCCGACUCCCUAUAAUCUAUGGACAAAGACUUGGAUAACAACACACACAAGUAUUCAUAUGAGUGUCUUGUUUCAGGGAAAACUCUUAUUCCUGCGACACCAAGGGAGGACUGUUAUUCCUGCAACACCAGCCACAGCGCUGGUGAGAAACUGUUGAAACGUGCUGUUGCAUCGUCAUCCCACUUUCCCAGCUCCUCAGUCUGUCUCUGCCAAACCAAUAAAAACAGAAAGAAAAAGA